CUUCUUCUUCUUCUUCUUCUCUCUCUUUCUCUCUCUCACUCCCGCCAACGGCGUUCACCCUCUCUUUCUCUCUCCUCUCUCAAUUUUAGCAUCCCAAUAAAACCCACAUUCUCCUCCCUCCUUUUUCUUCCCUCUUUCUCUCUCCUACCUUUUUUUUGAUUUUUCUCUAAUUUUUCGGCACUAGAUUUCGCCGAUAAUGUCGUUUCCAUUUCAAUUCAAUUUUAAUUUAACGAUUUUGCCUUCUUCUUCAGAUUUUUGAUUCUAUUCUCGUUAAUUAUCCAUCUCCUAUUCAAUUUAUUGGUAGGAUGAUGAUGGGGACCACUGUAAUCAACAACAAUAGGCUGCUGAAGUGAACACCCAACUUAAACAAGUGAUAAGUGGUCUCAUUAGAAGCUUUUUUGACCAUCAAGAUGGCUCGGAGCUCUAUUCCACCAGGGAUUUCUCUUAUAAGGAGCUUGAGAGGCAAAGAUUGGAGUUUUUCUUCAUACAGAUAUGCUGUUCUGUUGAUUACCUUUAUUGCUUAUACUUGUUAUCAUGCUUCCAGAAAACCAAGCAGCAUAGUGAAGAGUGUUCUAGAUCCUGAGCGAGAUAAAUCUUUAGUGUCAAAUAUCUGGCCUCUUGGGAAUGUUUUUGUCAGGGAAGAACUUUUUGACAGUGAUGUAAACAGAUUGACGAAGAAGGGCUGGGAACCUUUCAAUGGAAAAGGCGGGACAUCGAAAUUGGGUGAGAUUGACGUUGCAUUUCUUGCAUGCUAUUCCAUGGGUAUGUAUGUUGCUGGACACUUGGGGGAUAGUCUCGAUCUUCGGUUGUUUUUGACUUCUGGUAUGAUUGGUAGUGGCAUAUUUGUUGCACUUUUUGGUAUGGGUUAUUUCUGGAAUAUUCAUGCCUUCUGGUUCUAUUUGCUAAUGCAAAUGAUCGCCGGGUUAUUUCAAGCUACAGGUUGGCCCUCUGUGGUUGCUGUAAUUGGUAAUUGGUUUGGAAAAAGAAAGAGAGGUUUGAUAAUGGGUAUCUGGAAUGCUCAUACAUCUGUGGGGAAUAUUACUGGGUCUCUACUUGCGGCUAGUGUUUUAGAGUACGGAUGGGGUUGGUCAUUCAUACUUCCAGGAGCUUUUAUCUUUCUGGGAGGUAUUUUGGUUUACUUGUUCUUGGCUGCCUAUCCGGAGGAUGUUGGUUUCCCUUGUCCAUAUGCUUCGGGAAAUAACGAAGAGACAGGGCCAAGUAAACUAGAAGCAGAGAGCCAAAACCUUGAAUCAAAUGACCGUCAACCACAUGUUAACUCUCAGUCGUCUUCAACUAGGAGAAGUGUUGGGCUCUUUGAAGCAUGUUUAAUACCCGGGGUAAUACCAUUUGCUUUGUGUCUCUUCUUCUCGAAGCUUGUGGCAUACACUUUUCUAUAUUGGCUACCGUUCUAUCUUAGUCAGACAGAGAUUGGUGGAGUUUAUGUGUCCGUAAAGUCUGCAGGAAAUCUUUCCACUCUCUUUGAUGUAGGUGGCAUUGUAGGUGGCAUAGUUGCUGGCCACCUCUCGGAUAAACUUAAUGCUAGAGCUACUACUGCAGCCACUUUCAUGUAUCUUGCGAUCCCCUCAAUGCUCUUGUAUCGCUUUUAUGGUGGUGUUUCCGCGACUUCGAACAUUAUCCUCAUGAUGGUUGUUGGGUUAUUUGUCAAUGGACCGUAUGCACUCAUAACGACUGCAGUUUCUGCGGAUCUGGGCACUCACAGCUCGCUGAAAGGGGAUUCUCGUGCACUGGCGACUGUGACUGCUAUUAUUGAUGGUACAGGGUCAGCAGGUGCAGCACUAGGUCCUCUUCUUACCGGAUUUCUUUCAACAAAGGGAUGGGAUGAGGUCUUUUUCAUGCUGGUGAUUGGAGCCCUGAUUGCUGGCCUGCUGCUGUCACGACUGGUUAUAGCAGAACUAAAUGACAUAUUCAAAAGGAAGCAAUCUGAUAAUCCACAUAGUUUUACAGGUGCUGAAUCUCGACCUCUCUUGAGUGACCAAAGGUGACGAAUGGAUGUGAAGUAUGCCACUAUAUAUCACAUGAACUUCAAGAACGAGAAUGAGAACAGGUUGAAUCCUUAUGAGAAUGUUAUAUUGCAACAAUGGUCCAGCAAAAGUUUACAGACCAGUCAUUGAUCUAUUUCAGUUUGCAAGCUACGGUAAUCGACCAUUCGGCUUGUUGCGUGCUGUAUGGCUAGCUAAUAGACAAGCAAGAUUAAGCGUAUUUAUUUUGUUCAAUGAAGUCAUUCGUCCCGCGUAUGUUUGUAUAUCUACUAAGGCAGGAGCUUAGAUUUUGUUAUGUGUUUAAGGCCAAUGACUUGGCAUUCAAAAGAUUAUAGGAUUUGAAAGUAGGGGCAUCAUUGCAUUAAUUAGUUUUUUUGUGCUUCAGGUUCACAAUGGGUUUUUUGGCAUCAAUUUCUGCAAUUCCAGCAUGCCGAUAAUUUGUACGUACUUUAUAAGGUAGAGUGGAUUGGUCCUUGUUUAAAUGAUUUCAAUCCUUUGAGUUGGUUUUGUAAUAUUGAUUAGAAAUGUAUGUAAGCUGUCGUUGGAGCAA
This is a messenger RNA of Beta vulgaris subsp. vulgaris (sugar beet), 2550 nucleotides long. Its product is annotated as putative glycerol-3-phosphate transporter 4. Gene Ontology annotation, cellular component: membrane. The record is from RefSeq and is a predicted model, not a curated record. NCBI's taxonomy places the organism in Eukaryota, Viridiplantae, Streptophyta, Magnoliopsida, Caryophyllales, Amaranthaceae. Bases 411 to 2003 code for a protein of 530 amino acids. Gene Ontology annotation, molecular function: transmembrane transporter activity. The transcript is spliced from 5 exons. Gene Ontology annotation, biological process: phosphate ion homeostasis; transmembrane transport.